Penicillium paradoxum is the source of this 264-nucleotide messenger RNA. RefSeq lists its product as uncharacterized. NCBI's taxonomy places the organism in Eukaryota, Fungi, Ascomycota, Eurotiomycetes, Eurotiales, Aspergillaceae. The transcript has a single exon. The record is from RefSeq and is a predicted model, not a curated record. The coding region runs from base 1 to 264 and encodes 87 amino acids.
AUGCUCAACAACGAUCCCGUUCCCGGUAUCGGUCUUCUGAAACACCAUCUCCGGUUCGAGGAGUUAUGCUGCGAGAGCCAUGCAGUCACACCAGACGGUCGCAGUCGCCUCCCCGCCGGUGUACCGAGCCACGGGUGGAUAUUGAGACCCGAGAGCCACGACAUGGCCGAAGCAAGCAGGUUCGAUUCGAUACCUCAACACAGUCUCGGGAAAGAAGGGCCCGCCCACUCUCUCCCGUUAACGAACGAACCCCUCGUCGAAUAG